Messenger RNA from Camellia sinensis, 707 nucleotides. The record is from RefSeq and is a predicted model, not a curated record. NCBI's taxonomy places the organism in Eukaryota, Viridiplantae, Streptophyta, Magnoliopsida, Ericales, Theaceae.
CCAAACGAAGGCUUUGCUUGGCAAGUAAGCCAGUCCGCAAUCGAGUAGUAGAGUCCAGUCCAUUCGAUUCGAUUCGGUGCCGACUUCAAAACCAGAACUUUUUUUGUGUUGUUCAUAUUCUCUCUCUCUCGCUCUCAAUCUGCAACAAUGGCGGAUGAGAAAUCAGUGUUGGCAGUGAUUAGGGCAGCGAGACCCUCCUUCAGAAACGCCUCCGACAAGAUGGCCUUCGCAGUUCACUCCUCCUUCCUCGCCUCCGGCUACCUUCUCCACUCCACCGGCCCCCCCGCCUUCUCCGACAACGCCCUCUCCUCCUCCUCCACCGAUGAGGUGGGGAUUGAUAAUUGGAAUGAGUUCGAGGACGAUUACGCUUUUCUGUACUCGAACCCUGAAAAGGAUUCAAAGAAGGUGUUGGUGAAGUGUGUCGCCAUGAACGAUAAGUUGCUUGUUGAUGCUUUGAAAGUAGGCAGUUCUGAGCCUGCUCAUCUCCAAAUCAACAUUCCGGAUUAUGAUAAAGAGAAUGGUGGCACCAAUUAUGGUGAGCAGUAUAAGAAUUUAGAUAAGCUGGUGAGCAGUAUAGAUAAAGAGAUUUUGUCUAAAUUGAAUCGUACUUCAACAGAGAGUUCAUCAACUCAGCCUUCAAGUUCUAGAACAAGGGAUGUGGAAGUUACUGAACCCCCGAUUCAUAGACCUCAACCUCCUCCUGCAGG